AUGGCAAUGGCUGACAAUGGGCGAGUUGUGUGCAAAUGCACAGCGAGGAGGAGCUUCUGCUUUAGAGAAGUGACAUUCGACGAGAAGCCCAAUCUCCGAAACCAUCUACGAAACGUUUCGACAGUUCCUCUCUUUAGAAACGGCCUCAUUACUCGGUGCCCAUCUGUCGCCGGAAAUAGCAUUCUCAGCAUGGAUGCACGAGAGAAUUCGAGGUCCUCCAUAUUGCCAUCAUCAAGACAUCAGAGAGUUCCCAUAUAUGUGAUGAUGCCUGUUGAUGCAUUCUGCAUUGAUGGUUCAGGGCGUCCAAAGAUUAGGAAAAUCAAGGCCUUAACUGUAGCUCUAAAAGCACUCAAGUUGGCUGGUGUCCAUGGAAUUGGAGUUGAGGUUUGGUGGGGAAUCGUGGAGCGUUCCUCUCCUCUCGCAUAUGAUUGGUCUCUAUAUGAAGAGCUUUUCAAACUGGUUUCUAAGUCAGAGUUGAAGUUGCAUGUGGCCUUGUCUUUUCACUCAAACAUGAACUCUUCUUCUAGCAAAAAAGGUGGUGUAAGUCUUCCGCUUUGGAUAAUAGAGAUUGGCGAUCACAAUAAGCACAUAUAUUAUCGUGACCAAAAUGGAUUGUCCAAUGAUGAUUAUCUUACACUAGGGGUUGACCACGUGCCUCUGUUCUGCGGCCGGACUGCCGUCCAAUGUUAUGAAGAUUUCAUGUUGAGUUUUGUUAAGAAAUUUGAAUCAUGUAUUGGAAGUGUGAUAGAAGAAAUUAGUGUCGGUCUUGGUCCUUCUGGUGAACUUCGGUAUCCUGCACAUCCUUUUGGUGAUGGUAGAUGGAACUUUCCUGGAAUUGGUGAAUUCCAGUGCUAUGACAAGUACAUGAUGGACGACCUAAAGAUGGCUGCAUGCAAGGAAGGAAAGCCUCAGUGGGGAGAUAGGGGACCACAGAAUGCUGGCGAUUACAACAGUCUCCCAUCUGGAGUUCCUUUCUUUGAAGAGGGAGAGGAAAGCUUUCUUUCUGAUUAUGGGUGUUUUUUCCUUGAAUGGUAUAGUGGUAGGCUGCUUCAUCAUGCAGAUGAUAUUCUUGCAAAGGCAGCUAAAAUUCUGAGGAAAUAUCAAGAAAACAAGAAAACUUCUAUUCUAUUGGUGGCUAAAAUUGGUGGUAUAUUUUGGUGGUAUCAGACAGCAGCACACCCUGCUGAACUUACAGCUGGAUACUACAACACUGCUCUUAGGGAUGGUUAUGAACCUGUUGCUUCAAUUUUGUCUCGUCAUGGAGCUGCUUUGCAUUUUUCCUGCUUAGAAAUGAUGGACACUGAUAACCCAGCAUCCUAUCUUUGCAGCCCAGAAGGAUUACGCCAACAGAUAUGGACUGCUUCAAAGAAAAGGAUAAUACAUUUGAUCGGGAGAAAUACCAAUGAACGAUUUGACAGGGUAGAUUCAUCCUUUGCUUAA
Messenger RNA from Prunus armeniaca (apricot), 1440 nucleotides. The record is from the annotation of a GenBank genome assembly. NCBI's taxonomy places the organism in Eukaryota, Viridiplantae, Streptophyta, Magnoliopsida, Rosales, Rosaceae.